AAUUUAAUCCAUAUCCAUAUCCAUAGAUAUGAUGAUGAUGCUGAUGAUGAUGUUUGUAGCCUGAGUCUAAAUUAGUUUUAUCAUCAUCAUUUGAAUCAUUAUUAUUAAAUCUCAGUGAUUAUAAUAUUAUUAAAACAAAUAUCGUUAGAUUAACUAUUGAACAUGUUACCAAGUAUUUCAUUUCGAGCUCGUAGUUACUCAUUAACAAUUAGUGAAAAUUUACUGACCAAUGGAUCAGGAGUAGGUGGUGAUCAUCGUCGUCGUUCAAUAAGUAAUCAAGUUUCAUAUGUUAAUCAGAAUAAUUCAACUAAUCAUCCAUGUUCAUCAUCUAUUGUUCAAAGCAUAAAUUCAUCGACAAAGUCAAUUGUUUCAUCAAAAUCAAUUAAAUCAUCGACAACAACAUUACCACAAUCAUCUUCACAUCCAUCGACAAUAAUUAAAUCAUCAGUGGCUCGUAAAGAAAACACCGAAAAACAUAUCAAGUUGAACCUAAAUUGUACCUAUGAUAAAACGGAUUGCCCAUCAUCAUUAUCAUCACCAACCACACCACCACCGUUGAUUCAACAACAACAAGUUUCUUUUGCCAAAAGUUACUACGAUAAUUCAAUUAUGUUACAAUCAAAGUGUAAUGGGUCAGUGAUGAGUCAAUUGGAUCCAAAUGAAUUACUUCAAAUUAAUCAACAAUCAGCUGAUUUACAAACGGAAACACAAUCAGUUACAUUUGCAAAUAAUAUAAUCAAUGAUUCAAAUAAUAAUAAUAACAGCCGAUUACCUUAUAUUUGUGAAGAUAAAUUAACUUCAAAUAGUAAUAAUAAUAUUAUCAAUCGAUCCACAAGUGACCUGGUCAAGAUACGAACAAAUGAAAGUCUUAUGAUUGAUCUUGAUUCUAAUAAUAAUAAAGAUAAUAAUUCAACGGCUUCUCCUUUUCAACUUUGUCCACCCGCUGGUGGUGGACUUGUACCUUUAGAUGUUGAUAGGAAAAGUCGAUCAUUUUCGGGAUUUUCAGGUAUAAGUCACUAUUCUGGUCGACGGAAAUCAACGCUUCUCCGAGAUGAAUCACCUUAUAAAGCUUUACGAGAAUUAAUUAUUCCCUGUUUAAUUGCUGGAUUUGGUAAUGUUGCCACCGGUGUUAUAUUUGCUCACGUUCAAUCUUGGCCUGUCUUUGAGAAUGUACCUCAGCUCAAUAUUCUGGUUCCCGCUUUACUUGGACUUAAGGGUAACGUUGAGAUGACCUUAGCUUCAAGAUUAUCUACUCACGCUAAUCUGGGUGAUCUUGAUGAUAAAAUUGCAAGGAAAAAGUUGAUCACUGGAAACAUGGCUCUGGUACAAACUCAAGCUUCAACGGUGGGGUUUGUUGCUCCACUUUUGGCUUUAGCCGUUUCAUAUAUUUGGCCUUCAGAUGGUUCUGAUUUAACUCUUCACGAGGCCAUUUUAUUGAUCGCUGGUUCCGUUUUAACGGCAAACAUUGCUAAUCUUUUCCUUGGGUCACUUAUGUGUGGUGUUAUUGUUGCUUCUCGUCGUCUUAAAAUCAAUCCCGAUAACAUUGCGACACCAAUAGCCGCUUCUUUCGGUGAUCUGACCACAAUGGCUCUCCUGGCAUAUAUUAGUCACCUUUUAUUCAUGAUUAUUCAUAUUCCCUGGAUUCAAAUGGUCAUUCUUGGUGUUAUCAUGGCUUUUAUCCCAUUCUUUGUGAUGUUUGCCAAGAAACUUGCAGUCACCCGGAAAUUAUUGAUCACUGGUUGGUUUCCAAUUUGUGGGGCUAUGAUUUUACAAAUAACCGGAGGCAAAAUUAUGGAAAAUUCACUUGAUCAAUUCACUCGAUUAGCCGCUUUUCAACCGGUAAUUAAUGGUGUUGGUGGUAAUCUCGCCGCUGUUCAAACAAGUCGUAUAUCAACAUAUCUUCACCGUCGGACAGUUAAGAAGCAACUUCCUGAUCCGGAUAAUGAAUUAUGCACUUACCCUGGAAGAGUUUUUUUCAAUUUAGACAGUGAUCACGCAAUUAUGGCUCGAUUCUUGUUAUUACUAUCAAUACCUAGUCAUUUGUUAUUUAUUUUUGUAAUCAAAUUGGUUCGAGAUCAUUUUACAAUGACAGGUACUUUUUUAACUAUUUAUAUGAUUGCUGCUGUCAUUCAAGUUGCCAUAUUGAUUCAAGUAUCCUACACCUUGGUACAUUUUAUUUGGAGGAAAGGAUUUAAUCCAGAUAAUUCAGCAUUACCCUUUUUAACUGCUUUCGGUGAUUUAAUUGGCUCAGUCCUUUUGGCUUUAGCAUUUACUUUACUUUCAGGAUUAGGUGAUGUUAAUGCCCUUCAACCAAUACCAAGUUUAACUGGACAAUUUAAACCAAUUGCACCUAAAUCAUUGGUAACCCGAUAUCCAACGACUUCAUCAACACCAAGCACUACAAAAAUUUUAUCAACAUUCAUUGAGACAAUUACAACUGAAUCAAUGAGACCAUUUAAAUAAAAUUUUUGGCUAUAUGAGAAUAGUGAAAGAGAG
Panonychus citri (citrus red mite) is the source of this 2496-nucleotide messenger RNA. RefSeq names its product solute carrier family 41 member 1-like. Gene Ontology annotation, cellular component: plasma membrane. Lineage: Eukaryota; Metazoa; Arthropoda; Arachnida; Trombidiformes; Tetranychidae. Gene Ontology annotation, biological process: monoatomic cation transport. The record is from RefSeq and is a predicted model, not a curated record. Gene Ontology annotation, molecular function: monoatomic cation transmembrane transporter activity. The transcript has 3 exons. The coding region runs from base 163 to 2463 and encodes 766 amino acids.